Molecule: messenger RNA, 1853 nt
Organism: Beta vulgaris subsp. vulgaris (sugar beet)
Lineage: Eukaryota; Viridiplantae; Streptophyta; Magnoliopsida; Caryophyllales; Amaranthaceae
Product: serine carboxypeptidase-like 7
Biological process (GO): secondary metabolic process; proteolysis
Molecular function (GO): serine-type carboxypeptidase activity; acyltransferase activity, transferring groups other than amino-acyl groups
Source: RefSeq, a predicted model, not a curated record
AUAGAACCCCAUGUGUGAUUAUUUAAUUCUCUGUCGUAUGGACACUUCAUUCACCCAAUUAUUUUACAAUUAUACUCCUUCAGUUUCGCCAUUCAGCCAUUCCCUUGUGUAAAGAUUAUCCGCGUGAUUGGUGAUUCCAACAGUUCAUCUAGAUUGUAGAGUAAAAAUGGUAAAGCUAACAGUGAGAAACAUACUUCAAAUUCUUUUUGUUGAAAUUUCCUUACUCCUCCUAAUCCUAACAGCAAUUUCUGCUUUCUCACCCAAUAUUGUCAAAUCCAUACCUGGGUAUCCGGGCGACCUUCCAUUUUAUCUUGAAACUGGGUAUGUUGGGGUAGGAAAAGAUGAAGAAGUGAAGCUAUUUUACUACUUUAUUAAGUCGGAGAGAGACCCUGAAAGAGACCCGCUUAUGCUGUGGCUCACUGGAGGUCCUGGUUGCUCUGCUUUUUCCGGACUUGUUAUAGAGAUUGGUCCUCUGAUGUUCAAUAAUUCUGCUUGCGAUUGGCACUCGAAAUCACCAACGUUUCAGUUAAAUCCGUCUUCUUGGACAAAGGUAGCUAGCAUUAUAUUUCUGGACUCACCCGUUGGCACAGGCUUCUCUUAUGCUACAAAUCCAGAAGGUUACUACAGUGAUGAUAUUACAGCAUCACGGCAUAUAUAUCAGUUUUUGACAAAGUGGCUUGCUGACCAUGCUGAAUUCCAUAAUCAUUCGCUUUACGUUGCGGGGGAUUCCUAUAGUGGCAGGAUUGUCCCUGUUGUUGUACAAGAGAUUUUCCAGGGAAACAAAGUUGGAUUUCAGCCUUUUAUGAAUCUCCAGGGAUAUGUUCUUGGAAACCCAUUAACAUGGAAGGAGGAUGAAACGAAUUCCCAUUCACAAUUGAAUUAUGAUCACCGCGUGUCUCUUUUAUCGGAUGAGCUCUAUGAGUCAACCAUAAGAAGCUGCAAUGACGCUUAUCAGGACGUGGACAUGGAUAAUAUUAAUUGCACACUUAAUCUUCAAGCUAUUUCAUAUAACCUGGACCCGUUGUUUGAUGCUCAUAUCUUAAAACCGAAAUGCAUAUCAGAUAAAACAUGGUGCCAGGAGAGCAUAUAUGGGCUAUUGUAUAACUGGGCUAAUGACAUACAAGUUCAAGCAGCUCUUCACAUUCAAGAGGGUACCAAACGCUAUUGGAUAAGAUGUAAUAGAACUUUAGCAUAUGAAUACAACGUUCGAAGUACCGUUGGUUACCAUCAAAAUCUGACACAAGAGUUCCUCCACGCGUUGAUCUACAGUGGUGACCAAGACAGGAAGGUAUCAUAUGUGGGAAUUGGAUGGAUUAAGAUGCUAAAUAUUUCAAUUUCGAUAGAUUGGAGGCCAUGGUUUGUCAAUGAUCAAGUUGCUGGGUACACUACAAGGUUCUCAAAUGACCGUUAUAAUCUAACAUUUGCUACUGUGAAGGGAGCGGGACAUACUGCUCCAGAGUAUAAGCGUGCUGAAUGCUUCAACAUGUUGAUGAAAUGGUUAGAAUCGCAUCCACUCUAGUACGAGAGUACCAGGUAAUCAAAUGGAGAUUUUGGCACAUGAAUGGAAGGGAGAAGAGGAAAAAACGAGAAUGCGGUUUGAGUUAUGAAAUAAAGAAAGAGGAAUUGUUCGCUUUUGUUGAGAAACUGUAUUCCAGUUGGUGUGUAUGCAUUUAUUUAAUUUUUUAAUGGAAACUCAUGAAAUUGCAGUUGGUGUCAUGGUGUGUAUGCAUUUAUUUAAUUUUUUUUAUGGAAACUCAGGAAAUUGUAAUGUUGAUAAUUUAUUUUGUAGUUGGGGUAUUUACGUUAUUAAGGGUUGACAGCAAAGGGUCAGGACUCAGGAGUUGCCGAGUUAA